This is a messenger RNA of Porites evermanni, 2171 nucleotides long. NCBI's taxonomy places the organism in Eukaryota, Metazoa, Cnidaria, Anthozoa, Scleractinia, Poritidae. The record is from the annotation of a GenBank genome assembly.
CUGGUUCGGCAACUUGCGUCUGCUCCUCGUCACUUAAGAGAUCCUUAUGCCAUUCUGGCAGCCCUUCAGAAGCUUGCUGAUGAGGCGCGGGUUUCUGGUGACCCGUCGGCCCCGCGAUAUGAAGCAAUUCUUCGCCAGACCAGACCCCUCUCCUCUUCCGUGGAGUUUGGUGAUAUCAUUAUUCGUCUCGUUGGCAGUAAAGAGGAGAGCGAGGUUGCCAAUUCUAUCGCCAAGAUGUCCAGACAACGGGGCUCCAGUGGUUUCCAUCCCUAUGCAAGAUGGAAUACGCCGCAACGCUCGUCCUCUUAUGUUCGAGGUGUUCCGCCUCGCGGCUCUCGUAGGGGGCGUGGAGUCUGUUUUAACUGUGGUCAACGCGGGCAUUUCCAAAGGCAGUGUACUUCUUUUUUAUCUUAAGAAAUUGUCAUUAAAGUUGUGUGGGAAUUACUUUUGCUUUCAUUUAUUUUCUCUUAGUUGUUACUCUUCCCUUGCGUACCAGUAUUGUCGUGCCUUGGGUGCGGGUGUCUAAUGCCUUUUAUGCCUCUUUGAGGUUGCUUAAGGCCGGCAAUUCUGGUGGGCUUCCCUCGCUCUCCCUCUUAGGUUUCCGUUGUUUUGUUUCAGGAAUCGCUUCCUUGUGUCUCGUUCGAUCCUGAGUUCUUUGCGUCUAUUUCUUGUGAACCACCGCCUAGUGUCACGCAGAAGUGGUGUAACUGGGAGGGCAAGCCCACCAGUUUUGUCGGCCCAGUCCCCUCGCCUCAACAGGUGGCUGCCUUACGCGUUCAAGCUAGCCCACGCAUGCUCACUUUCAGAGACCCGUCUUUUUUUGUUCCUGGUCAGCUUCAUAACAACUUAGCUCAAUGGGAGUUCAUUGCUGAACAUUUUCCUCCUCAAAGGGAGCCAAUGUGUUUUGUCCGAGAUAAAGUGAAUGUUGCGUCCUUCGUUGUUCCCUUUAAAGGCAAGUUCGCGGGAAAAUUUUUCAAUUCACCAUCUCCCCCUAAGAUGGAAUUUCCUAAUAGCCCUAUUUGUGCUCAGUUUGAGGAAUUUAUUUCCUCUACUAUAAUAGAUCGCGUUAAAAACGGCUCUCUUGUAUUUUGGGGCAGGGUAGGACAAGCUGAAGCUCCUCAUCUUGUUAUGCCUAUAACUGUUGAGCCUUCGAAGCCAAGAAUGUGUCACGAUGAACGGUUCCUAAAUUUGUGGAUCAAAGAUUGCCCCUUUUCCCUAGAUUACCUUUCUGAUCUUCCAAGAUACGUUGGUUCUGGUCAUUAUCAGAUUGUAUGUGAUGACAAAAGUGGCUAUGACCAUAUUUGUCUUUCCCCCUCCAGCAGGACCCUAUUUGGACUUAAGUGGAAGGCCUGUUAUUUCGUGUACAAUACCCUUCCCUUCGGGUGGAAGGCGAGUGCGUAUGUGUAUCACACAACUGGUUUAUUGGCAACAAGUUAUAUAAGAACUUUGGGCGUUCCCUGUUCCCAGUACAUCGAUGAUCGCCAUGCAGGACAGCUUAUGGUUCGCAGGGACCCCAAUCUUCCAGUUUGGUCCGACUUUGAAUUAGCUGAGGCGGCGGCUUUUAUUGUUGUUUCAGUUCUUACUUCGCUGGGGUAUACCCUUGCUUUGUCGAAGUCGUCCCUCGUCCCUUCCCAGCGCGUGCGUUUUUUGGGUUACCUUUGUGACUCUCUUUUGUUAGCGUUCGUCCUUCCAGAAGACAAGAAGCUCAAGUUUAAGACCUUAAGAGAAUCUAUUCUGUCCCAAGAUACCGUGGAUCUUAAAACUCUGCAACGUUUUGCGGGCAAAACCACCUCGUUUUCUAUCGCGGUACCAGCGGCUCGACUUUAUACUCGCGCCUCGUUCCGUGCUAUCUCAUCCUGCAUCAAGUCCCCUCAUAAGUCCAUUAAAGUCUCGGGCGAUUUGCGAAGUCAAAUCCUUUGCUGGAGAUUUCUGGACAACUGGCAAGGUUGUCUCCCCUGGUUCGAAGAGAGGCAUGUUGUCAUGACUAUGUAUUCUGAUGCAUCCAACUCUGGCUGGGGUGGUGUCUUUCCCGAUGAAUCUGGCAAUUCCAUUGAAGUACGCGACUACUGGACACCCUACGAUCGCUCCCAGCCGAUUGUCAACAGGGAGGCCCUGGCCCUCAAGAAUGCCAUUCUGGCUGGCGCGGGAUCUCUUGCGGCCUCCCGAGUUGA